AUGAGCUACGGUUUCAUUCCGCUGAAUUCCUUUGGCGAGCUUUUGUUGUUGCUGCAGGAAGAGCCGAGAGGAUCAUCUUUAUGGAAAACAACCAACAAACAGGCAACAAAAAACAACAAAAAAGGACGCAGAAAUCAUAAAGUGGUUUUGAACAAGUUAAAAAAGCGCAUAGGGGGAAAAAAAGAAAAAGCUUCGACCCGAUCUCAUUCAUAG
Drosophila takahashii is the source of this 213-nucleotide messenger RNA. RefSeq lists its product as uncharacterized. The record is from RefSeq and is a predicted model, not a curated record. Lineage: Eukaryota; Metazoa; Arthropoda; Insecta; Diptera; Drosophilidae.